Rhineura floridana is the source of this 4074-nucleotide messenger RNA. RefSeq names its product tight junction protein 3 (gene TJP3). Gene Ontology annotation, molecular function: cell adhesion molecule binding. Gene Ontology annotation, biological process: protein localization to cell-cell junction; establishment of endothelial intestinal barrier; cell-cell junction organization. Lineage: Eukaryota; Metazoa; Chordata; Lepidosauria; Squamata; Rhineuridae. The record is from RefSeq and is a predicted model, not a curated record. The transcript has 20 exons. Bases 263 to 3103 code for a protein of 946 amino acids. Gene Ontology annotation, cellular component: plasma membrane; bicellular tight junction.
CCUUUUUUUUAGAUUGUAAGCCCUGAGGGGCAGGCACUAUUUCAGAGCUUGUUUUGGAAGUCGCUCUUCUAGCCUUUUCGGCUAAAGAGCAAGGUAUCAAUGACGUAAGCAAAUCAAAAGUAUCUUAAAAGGGGAAUAAUUUUUUUAAAAAAAAUGACAAACAUUUAAAGGCAGCACUGGAAAGCAUUUUCUGUGUAAAAAGCCUGAGAAGUUUUUUUAAAAAAGAAGUGUACAAACCCUGGCAGAAUGAAAGGUUGCAGACAUGGAAGAAAUGGUAAUCUGGGAACAGUAUACGGUGACGUUAAACAGAGAUUCCCGAAGGGGCUUUGGCAUUGCCAUAUCGGGGGGCCGGGAUCGCCCGAGCGGCGCCGAUAGAGACACGUCAAUCAUCAUUUCCGAUGUGGUGCCAGGGGGCCCGGCUGAUGGUCGACUCCAGACCCGAGACAAGAUCGCGAUGGUCAACGGCCUCUCUAUGGAGAACGUUUCAUCCUCUUUCGCCAUCCAGACUUUGAAAAGCUGCGGCAAGCUGGCCAAUAUUACAGUCAAAAGGCCCCGGAAGGUGCACCUCCCGGUCACCAAAUCUAGCCAACCCAAAAGUCCGCCGCUCUCCAGCCCUGCUUUGCGUGACGGCCGGAACGACGAUUCCGACGGGGAAUAUGGUUACAGAGGUGGUGGGUCUUUCUCGCCGAGUGGACGCGCCAGUUAUGGCCAGCGCCGAGCAGAGGCAGAUCACAACCGGGGCUAUGACGGAGAUUCCUCCAGCGAGAGGAGCUCUGGGCGAUACCGUGAUGAAGAGGACGCCCCCCGCAGGCACCCGGUCAGGAACAGGAGGCGGAGCCAAGACGGCGGCCACAGGAGACGGAGCCAAGACAGCGGGUCAGACAGGCAGCGGUUCACCAAUGGGUACAGCCAUAGGGGGAACGCUAGUGGACUGGCGCUGAUGUCAGGAUUCAAGCGGCUGCCCCAACAAGACUUUCUGUUGAAACCUGUCCGCUCCAUUCUGGUAAAGAAUAAGGAGAGUGAAGAAUAUGGCUUGAAGCUGGGCAGCCAGAUCUUCAUCAAACACAUCACAGACACGGGACUGGCAGCCAAGGACAGCUCCCUGCAGGAGGGGGACCUCAUACUAAAGAUCAAUGGCGUGGCAGGCGAGAACUUGUCUCUCGACGAAACCCGGCAGCUGAUUGAGCAAUCGGAAGGGAGGCUGACCUUGGUUGUCUUGCGGGAUAACAGCCAGUUCCUGGUCAACAUCCCCCAAGUGAGGGAGAGUGAGAGUGAGAGCUCCCAUCUAGACGACAUCUCGGAUCUGGCCUCUGACAUCUCAUCCCCACCCCCCCCCGCGGGGAGCGUGCCGAACUCUCCUAAAUCUCCACAAAGCAAUUCGCUCCCGACUCGGAGGCGUUCCAGCAGGGAACAAAUGUCAGCAGAAGAGCUGACUCCACCUGUAGUUCAUGAAACCUCCGAAAGCCCCGAAAAUGCCUACAAUCCCCCUUCCGACCCUUUCCUUUCCCAGAGUGGUGGGAAUUACAGCUACAGCCCUGAUUCCAAAACGGUGCAUUUCAUCAAGGCCAAGAACGUUGGCCUCCGCCUGGCUGGCGGCAAUGACGUGGGCAUAUUCGUGUCCGGCGUGCAGGAGGGGAGCCCGGCUGAGAUCCAAGGCAUCCAGGAGGGAGAUCAGAUCCUUCAGGUAAACGAGAGAGUCCUCCAUAACCUGACCCGUGAGGAGGCUGUUCGGUACCUCCUGGAGCUUUCGCCAGGGGAAGAGGUGACCUUGCGUGUUCAGAAUAAGCAGGACAUCUACAGGAAGAUGGUCAAGUCCAACAUGGGCGAUUCGUUCUAUGUCCGUGUCCAUUUUGAUUUUGAGAAGGAUGCUCCGUCAGGGCUGAGCUUCACCCGCGGCGAAGUGUUCCACGUGGUGGAUACCUUGUACCGGGGGAAGGUGGGGAGCUGGCUGGCCCUGCGGAUGGGGAAAGAGCUUCAGGAAUUGGACAAGGGCAUUAUUCCAAACAGCAGCAGGGCAGAGCAGAUUGCCAGCCUGGAGACGGUCCUCAAAGCCACGUCGGCAGCCUCCUCCGGGGCGCGUGCUGAGUUCUGGAAACUGCGGGGCCUGCGGGGCACCAAGCGGAACCUGCGGAAGAGCCGAGAGGACCUGUCUGCCCUCACCAAGCAAGGCCACUACCCGCCGUACGAGAAAGUCAUGCUCAAAGAAGCAACCUUUAAACGGCCGGUGGUGAUUCUGGGCCCCAUUGCCGACAUUGCCAUGGAGAAACUGAGCACCGAGAUGCCAGAUCAGUUUGAGAUUGCCGAGAGCGUGGUCAGAGAAGGCGGUUCAGCCAAGGUUAUCAAGCUGGACUCCGUUUGGCAAAUUGCGAAACAGGAUAAACACGCCUUGCUGGACAUCACCCCCGAAGCCGUAGAGAGGCUCAACUAUGUCCAGUACUUCCCCAUCGUCGUCUUCUGCGAGCCGGACAGCCGCCAGGGCGUCAAGGCCAUGAGGCAGUGGCUGGCCCCCGACUCCAAGAAGAGUUCACGCCGCCUCUUCGCCCAGGCCACCAAGAUGCGCAAAAACUGGAGCCACAUCUUCACGGCCACCAUCAGCCUGGCUGGAGGCUCCAACAGCUGGUACCAGAAUGUCAAGGACAUUGUCCGAAUCCAACAAGCCUGCCCCAUCUGGAUGACGGAAGAGCAGGUGGAUGCUUCAGCCGAGGAAAGCUUGGACCUGUUGAAUCAACCCUCACCCACCACCCCAGGCUACCUGACCUGUGACAGCCGUGCCAACAGUGACUACGAGGAGACAGACGCGGAGGGUGAGCCUUAUAUGGACCAGGAUAUUGAAGAGUCCUAUCAGGAGCCAGCCCUGGCCCGCUCCUCAGAACCCACCGAGGAAAACCCUGAGCAGGACCUGAAUGAGCGUGUGGCGGCCGCUUUGGCUUAUCCUGUUGAGUCGCACGAUGGCGACCAACAGCCUCAAGGACAGUGGAGACACAACUAUAUCAGGGAAUACGAGCAUGAAGCCCUCAGGAAGAAGUUCACCUAUGCUCAGACCUACGACUCCGAGUCAGAUCAGGACUACGGUUACGACUGGGGCCCCGCCACAGACCUCUAAACCCCCCUGCUGGGUGGUCUCCUGUAGCUCCAUCAGGUGGGGCUGCAGUUCCUCGCCAGAUUAUUUUAAAAGACUGUUCCCAUCCCCUACAUGGAGGUAGUGGCUGGGGAAAGAUAUACCGGAUGCCUGUGUUAUUUUUACCACAUGGAAGUUCUCCUCAUCCGUCUGUGUCUUCCAAUGCUCCUGUUAAGGGAGCCCUUUGCCCCCUUUCCUGCUGGUUUGGCAAAGCAGCAAAAAAAGAACAAGCCCUCCUCCUCCUCCCCAGGGUUAAGUCUGGUCUCCAGUUGCCUUGCUUCGCAGUCCUAACCCAUCAGGGUGCCCAUCCUCAGGGCCCCAGAAUCCCAACCCAUCAGGGUGUCCAUCCUCAGGGUCCCAGUUCACAACCCAUUAUGGUGUCCAUCCUUAGGGCCCCGGAUCCCAACCCAUUAGGGUGUCCAUCCUCAGGGCCCUGGAUCCCAACCCGUCAGGAUGCUCAUCCUGAAGCCCCCCCAGAUCCCAACCCAUCAGGGUGCCCAGCCUCAAGCUGUGUCUACAGUCCCAGCAGGCUCAUCUCGAGAGUGACUUGCAAGUUCCAUCUUGCUGCUUCUAUUCCCAUUAUCCGUAACCAUUAACCAUGCUGGGAACUGGAGUCCAGCCCUAUCUGGAGGGCACCAUUUUGGCUAUCCCUGCUCUGAAAGUUUGCAGUCUGGGGGUGUGAGGAGGGACCGUGCCGAUUACUUGUCCCUUUUUAACAAAGACCUUGAGGCAGCAUUGACCAUACAGUGUCUUUAAAAAAAAAAAAAAAUCUCCACACACCCAUAAAUUUUGAGCUGUUUUUUUAAAAAACUUUCCAUUUCGUGUCUGCCCAAGUAAUGGGAAACCCCCUCUGGAUUUUUGCCUUAACGCCUGCGGGCUUUCCUCCUCCACACAGCACAAAUAUGGCGGAGCAAGGCCCUUUUGUGUAUGCCUUUGUAAUAAAGACAUUAUUUUCA